Molecule: messenger RNA, 1168 nt
Organism: Leptopilina boulardi
Lineage: Eukaryota; Metazoa; Arthropoda; Insecta; Hymenoptera; Figitidae
Gene: CAH2
Product: carbonic anhydrase 2
Exons: 6
Coding region: 123-1091 (322 amino acids)
Cellular component (GO): cytoplasm
Molecular function (GO): carbonate dehydratase activity; zinc ion binding
Source: RefSeq, a predicted model, not a curated record
GCUGUGAUAACUGACAUAGAUAUUGAAUAUAGUCAACCGUCAGAGUUUUCUGUUAUUAUAUUCUAUACAAGAACGACGAUAGUUCAGUCACUCUCUAUCUAUGGUCAGUGCUGGUCUUUAUAAUGAUUUCUUCAGCUCUCUUUUUCCUGGCUGUUACAGUUAUUCAUAUUACUGACAGUCAUCGGGAUUUUGGAUAUUCUGGAAUAAAUGGUCCUUCAUAUUGGGGUAAGGAUUUUACGACAUGUGUUGGAAAGCAUCAAUCUCCAAUCAAUAUAGAAGAACAUCAAGUAAGAAAUAUCACUUUGCCACCUUUGAUAUUUUCUGGACUCCAUAAUCCACGUAUGGCAGAGAUAACAAACAACGGACAUACUGUUAUGGUGGUAAUGGACGAAAAUAUUCCGGCACGUGUUUUUGGAGGACCGCUUAAUGACACUUAUAUUUUUGAGCAAAUGCAUUUUCAUUGGGGAGAAAAAGAUACAGAGGGUUCUGAAGAUUUAAUAAAUAAUCAUUCUUUUGCUAUGGAACUUCAUGCAGUUUUUUUUAAAGAACAAUAUAAAUCAAUGACAGAAGCUGUACAUCACAGUGAUGGAGUUACAGUGCUUGCUUACUUCUUUGAGGUUGACAAAAAACCAAAUUUAAUAUACGAUGAAAUUAUUUCAAUUUUACCAGACGUAGAAAGUUUAGAUUCAAAAAGUCAAUUUACAUCUCCUUUACAACUUAGUGAAUUUCUUCAACCAAAAACUGUAAAUCUAGAAAAUUAUUUUACAUAUACUGGAUCACUUACAACUCCUCCUUGUGCUGAAGUUGUCACGUGGAUUGAUUUCAAAGAACCGCUUCAAUUAUCUCAUAAUCAAAUUGAACAUUUCCGAAGGGUCAGAAAUACUGCAGGACAAAAAUUAACACAUAAUUUUCGACCAGUUCAACCUCUAGAAGAUAGAAUAGUUUGUCAUAAUAUUCCUUUAGAUGAUAUGAAUUUUGAUGAUAAUUUUAAAAGUGAAAAUUAUGUGCAUUCAGGUGAAUAUAGUAUUAAUGUAAAUAAAGUAAUUAUUUUUCUUUCUAUCAUUAUUAAUUUAAAAUUAAAAUUUAGUUAAUGUAAUUCAAUAAUAUUAUUAACAUAUUUUUAAUUUUGUUGUUAAUGUUUCAAUAAAAAUCAUACUAUAUAGAUAUA